Cornus florida is the source of this 3377-nucleotide messenger RNA. Its product is annotated as dynamin-2A-like. The record is from RefSeq and is a predicted model, not a curated record. The coding region runs from base 367 to 3114 and encodes 915 amino acids. Gene Ontology annotation, cellular component: membrane; cytoplasm; microtubule. NCBI's taxonomy places the organism in Eukaryota, Viridiplantae, Streptophyta, Magnoliopsida, Cornales, Cornaceae. The transcript is spliced from 22 exons. Gene Ontology annotation, molecular function: microtubule binding; GTP binding; GTPase activity.
UGGUUGAAAGGAAAAUUUUCAAAAUUCAGGACUCAAAUUGAAAAAAAGUUCCUUCUGGUCGAAGGAGAGAGAGAGUUGGGUACUUCCCACUUGGUAGUGGAAAGCAUAGCGUUUUUCUGUUCACCAUCACCCUCAAUUUCAAAAGUUAACUUUUGAUUCUCCUUCCGCCGAAACCCUAAUAUACAUACAUUCAUAUCUGCAUUUAUUAUCUAUACAUUUAUAUACAUCUCAGUGUUAUUUCAUUUCCAAGUCUCUCUUUAAUCUGGAAUUCAACUUGUGCUCUCCUUCUAUUUCUCUCUCUUCUUCGAUCUGUUUUUGGUUUCGAUCAGAAUUCUCUCUCCGUUGAUUCGUUGAUUAAGCGAAUCAAUGGAAGCGAUCGAAGAAUUGGCCAAGCUUUCCGAUUCGAUGCGACAAGCAGCUGCUUUGCUUGCCGAUGAAGACAUCGACGAGCAUUCUUCGAGGCGACCUUCCACGUUCCUUAAUAUUGUUGCUCUCGGCAAUACGGGUGCGGGUAAAUCAGCUGUUUUGAACAGUCUAAUUGGACAUCCUGCUUUGCCAACUGGUGAAGGUGGGGCUACUCGUGCUCCCAUAUGCAUUGAUUUAGCAAGGGAUAGUUCAUUAAGCAGCAAAUCAAUUAUCUUGCAGAUUGAUAGUAAAUCUCAAUCGGUUUCUGCAAGUGCUCUUCGGCAUUUUUUACAGGAGAGGCUAAGCAAAAGUUCAGGCAAGAGUCAUGAUGAAAUAGUUUUGAAGCUUCGUACAAAUACAGCUCCUCCAUUGAAGUUGAUUGAUUUGCCUGGAGUGGAUAAAGGAAAUCUUGAUGAUUCACUGAGUCAGUAUGUUGAACACAAUGAUGCAAUAUUGCUGAUUAUAAUACCUGCUGCCCAAGCACCGGAAAUUUCCUCCUCUAAAGCCCUAAGAAUUGCCAAGGAAUAUGAUGGAGAAUGUACCCGAACUAUUGGUGUUAUAAGUAAAAUAGAUCAAGCAGCGUCUGAUCCGAAAACCCUUGCGGCUGUUCAGGCUCUUCUUCUGAAUCAAGGACCACGAAGUACAUCUGAUAUUCAGUGGGUUGCUUUGAUAGGUCAAACUGUUUCUAUAGCUUCUGCACAGUCGGGAAAUGUUGGGUCUGAGAGCUCUUUAGAAACUGCUUGGCGAGCUGAGAGUGAAAGCCUUAAAUCUAUAUUAACAGGAGCUCCACAAAGCAAGCUUGGUAGAGUAGCUUUGGUAGAGACCCUUGCUCACCAGAUACGUAACCGUAUGAAAGUCAGGCUUCCAAAUCUCCUCUCAGGGCUCCAGGGUAAGUCUCAAAUUGUGCAGGAUGAAUUGGUAAGGCUUGGUGAACAAAUGGUUAAUAGUGCUGAAGGUACAAGAGCUUUGGCUUUGGAGCUUUGCCGUGAAUUUGAGGAUAAAUUUCUCCAACACAUUAUGACUGGUGAGGGUGGUGGUUGGAAAGUUGUUGCGAGUUUUGAGGGCAACUUUCCUAACAGGAUCAAACAACUGCCCUUAGACAGACAUUUUGACAUCAACAAUGUCAAAAGGAUUGUGCUAGAAGCAGAUGGUUAUCAACCUUAUCUUAUAUCUCCAGAGAAAGGGCUGAGGUCUUUAAUAAAAGGUGUUCUUGAGCUGGCAAAAGAACCUUCACGCCUCUGUGUUGAUGAGGUUCACCGUGUACUUCUGGAUAUAGUUUCAGCGGCUGCAAAUGCUACACCUGGACUUGGUCGAUAUCCUCCUUUUAAGAGAGAGGUUGUGGCAAUUGCAACUGAUGCACUGGAUGGUUUUAAGAAUGAAGCUAAGAAAAUGGUGGUUGCCCUUGUUGAUAUGGAGCGUGCAUUUGUUCCCCCACAACAUUUCAUCCGUUUGGUGCAGAGGCGGAUGGAUAGACAGCGACGUGAAGAAGAGCAAAAAAACCGAUCUUCUAAAAGGCCACUUGAGGCAGACCAAUCCUCACUAUAUAGGGCAACAAGUCCUCAAACAGGAGGCCAACAAUCUGGGGGAAGCUUGAAAUCCAUGAAGGAUAAAUCCAGCCAUCAAGAUAAGGAUGUACAAGAGGGAUCAGCCUUGAAGACAGCAGGACCUGAUGGGGAAAUAACAGCAGGAUUCUUAUUGAAAAAAAGUGCAAAAACUAGUGGUUGGAGUAGACGAUGGUUUGUUUUAAAUGAGAAAACUGGAAAGCUUGGUUACACCAAGAAACAAGAGGAACGGCAUUUCCAUGGUGUCAUCACCUUGGAGGAAUGUAAUAUUGAAGAAACCUCUGAUGAAGAAGAACCCCCUUCAAAAACUUCCAAGGAUAAAAAGGGAAAUGGACCAGAUUCUGGGAAAACACCAAAUCUUGUUUUCAAGAUAACAAGCAGGGUUCCAUAUAAGACUGUUUUAAAAGCUCACAGUGCAGUUGUGUUAAAGGCUGAAAGUAUGGCUGAUAAGGUCGAGUGGUUGAACAAGUUAAGAAAUUUGAUUCAGUCUAAAGGAGGUCAAGUGAAGGGUGAAUCUAGUCUUCCCAUGCGACAAAGUCUUUCUGAUGGUUCUCUUGAUACAAUGGCCAGAAGACCUGCAGAUCCGGAAGAAGAACUUCGAUGGAUGGCUCAGGAAGUACGUGGUUAUGUUGAAGCUGUUCUAAACAGCCUUGCUGCCAAUGUCCCAAAAGCGGUUAUUCUUUGUCAAGUCGAGAAAGCAAAGGAAGACAUGCUGAAUAAGUUGUACAGUUCUGUCAGUGCCCAAAGUACAGCAAGGAUUGAAGAGCUGCUCCAGGAGGACCAGAAUGUCAAGCGAAGGAGGGAUCGCUAUCAGAAACAGUCUUCUCUUCUUUCAACGCUCACCAGACAACUUAGUAUUCAUGAUAAUCGAGCGGCUACUGCCUCAAGUUUCUUGAAUGGUGGUGGAGCAGAAAGCAGUCCAAAAACCCCUGGACCCCCAUCCGGUGAUGACUGGAGAUCUGCUUUUGAUGCUGCUGCCAAUGGUCGAAGUGAUUCAUCUAGGUUUGGAUCCAACGGUCACAGUCGACGAAACAGUGAUCCUGCCCAAAAUGGUGAUGUAAGCUCACGCUCAAACUCGAGCGGCCGCCGCACCCCUAACCGAUUGCCGCCAACACCACCACAAUCUAGCUCCGUUUAUAAAUAUUAGAUUAGAUAAAUCUCAGGAUGGAUUAAUUCUUGCGUUAUUUGGGAAUGUGUUUUGCUAGUGUUCCCUGAUUGAGCUCCUGUCGAGCUCGUAUAGUGUCAUAGUCACUCUGUAGAAUCGGAUUUUGUCUCUCUUUGUAGAUAAAUAUAACUUUAAUACUGGUUUUCCCCCUCAUGUUGUGGUUACUGGAUUUUGAGGUGUACUUGCAAUGUGUGCAACUGUCUUUUUUUUAUUUUUUUGUGAAUAUUGCUAUAUUUGUGCAAUCA